AUGCUGUCCUGCUGUCCUCUCCUACUGGUGCAGCCUGGCACAGGAAAGCUCCCUUGGCACCAACAACACAGGAAGGCUUGCCAGGACAACAGUGCUGAGUGUGUGUUGAGGUGCAUGCUGUCCUGCUGUCCUCUCCUACUGGUGCAGCCUGGCACAGGAAAGCUCCCUUGGCACCAACAACACAGGAAGGCUUGCCAGGACAACAGUGAGUGUGUUGAGGUGCAUGCUGUCCUGCUGUCCUCUCCUACUGGUGCAGCCUGGCACAGGACAGCUCCCUUGGCACCAACACAAGAUGGCUUGCCAGGACAACACAGUGGAAAGCUCCCUUGGCACCAACAACACAGGAAGGCUUGCCAGGACAACAGUGCUGAGUGUGUGUUGAGGUGCAUGCUGUCCUGCUGUCCUCUCCUACUGGUGCAGCCUGGCACAGGAAAGCUCCCUUGGCACCAACAACACAGGAAGGCUUGCCAGGACAACAGUGCUGAGUGUGUGUUGAGGUGCAUGCUGUCCUGCUGUCCUCUCCUACUGGUGCAGCCUGGCACAGGAAGGCCCCCUCAGCACCAAUGUUACACAAAGGUUUGGCAGGAGUGCACUGUGAUGGACACUGCUGAACUGCGCCCUCGACCUGUCUGCCUACACAGAGGACACCUGACUUCAUGCAUGUUCCAGUAAGAAUGACACAUCAUGACAGCGGCGGCAGCAGCAGUGACACCAUACUGGGCCCACACACAAGAGAGGGAAAGCUGCGCUGCUAAGGGUCAAGUUGUGCCCACGUGACAUGGGAAUGCCUGCUUUGUGGCCGCCACUCGCUGGGAGCCACUCUCUCUCUCUCACUCGUCGGAUUGGGACAACUACACUCAUCAAAAUAAACAAUCCUCAAUUUGGUCAUCCACUUCCACCACCCGGCUGUGUUAUCCGUUAGUUAAAUCAACAGCUGAAGAGUUUUGAGCUGCACUACCCCAAGAUGAGAUCAAUAAAGCGUUCAUUUUCA
Molecule: messenger RNA, 991 nt
Organism: Portunus trituberculatus (swimming crab)
Lineage: Eukaryota; Metazoa; Arthropoda; Malacostraca; Decapoda; Portunidae
Exons: 13
Coding region: 1-672 (223 amino acids)
Source: RefSeq, a predicted model, not a curated record